Molecule: messenger RNA, 3055 nt
Organism: Perkinsus marinus ATCC 50983
Lineage: Eukaryota; Perkinsozoa; Perkinsida; Perkinsidae
Exons: 22
Coding region: 7-2889 (960 amino acids)
Biological process (GO): protein import into nucleus
Cellular component (GO): cytoplasm; nucleus
Molecular function (GO): nuclear import signal receptor activity
Source: RefSeq, a predicted model, not a curated record
CUAUUAAUGAGUACAUCAACAACAUCAGCAGUGGUGGGGAUUAAUAAUGAUAUAUUAUCAACAUUAGGCAAUGUAUUGGAUAAUGGUAGUAGUACUGAUAAUGCUAUACAGCAAGAGGUCAUGAUGACUUUGAAUGAAUUAUCAAAUACUCUUGGACCUGAUGGAAUGGCGCGAUACUUGGUUAUAAUAUUUGCAUCAAAAUCCGAUGCAAAUACAAAACAAUAUUCUCCUCAUACUAGACAACGUGCUGGAUUGUUGUUAAAGAAUAUUAUUCAAUCUAAUAAACAGAUGGUAAUAACAUCAUCAGUAAAGUCAGCUAUCUUAGAAGCAUGCCGUUAUGAUGGUGAUGCUGAUGUACGUUCAACAGCGUGUAGUUUAAUAGCUAGUAUAGUAUCAGUACAUGGUGUUGGUGCUUGGCCUGAUUGUAUGCAUAUAUUGGCUAAUGGAUUAGCUGAUACAUCAUUAGAUGUGGUUGAUGGAUCAUUUAAAGCAUUGAAAUAUGUAUGUGAAGAUGGUGUUGAUAUAUAUAGACAACAAUUAUUGGCAUAUCGAAAGGAUGAUGCGGCUGUAUCAUCAUCACCAUUUAUACAGUUUGCUGAUACUGAUUUAAUACCCAAGUUGUUGGAAGUUUGUACCACUCUUGGUGCACCUGAUAAAUAUAAAGCCUUAUCACUGAAUAUACUACACUUAUUUGUAUGCUCCUUUUUAAUGAUGCCUGGUGCAACUAGAUUAGAUCAUCAUAUGGAAGCAUACUUCAACUCAUUAGGAUCAUUGGCUGCUAAUUCUCAUAGUCCAUCAGUUUUGAAGGAGAUAUGUAUCGGCUUUGUUCAUUGUGCUAAUCAUCAGCCAGAUCUACUUGAAAAUCAUCUACCACAAAUAAUGCAAUUCAUGUUGGAAAGAUCUAGUCAAGAAUCACCUGUUGAAGUACGUAGAGAGGCAUUAGAAUUCUGGCCAGCAGUAUGUCUUAAUACACAAUGGUUACCCUAUAUACAAUCACCAGAUAGUCUUAAUAUUAUAUUACCAACAUUAUUGAAUAAUAUGGUAUAUGCUAAGGAAGACUUUGAAUCAAUGGAAAGUGGUCUAGUUGGUGAUGAUUCUCAUAUACAGGAUGAAGUUAAUGAUACAGCACCAAUAUUCCAUCAAGAUCGAUCUCGACAUAAUGAUGAUGAUGUUGGUGGUAAUGGAGAAGAUGAUGAUGAGCCAGGUGAUGAGGAAGAUAGAGCUGUUGGUGGGAAUGGACCACGUGGAGGUGGAGGUAAUAUGUCAACAUGGGGUAAUGAAUGGACAGUAAGAAAGGCUGCUGCUAAUGCUCUUGAUAAUAUGGCAAGUGCACUGAAUGAUGAUAUACUACCUAUAUUAUUACCAUUGAUUGAGAAAGGCCUUACUAAUACAGCAGAUUGGCAACAACAGGAGGCAUCAGUAUUAGCAGUUGGAGCCAUAGCACAUGGUUGUGAUACUGGUUUAGGUCGACAUAUGAAUACAUUAUUACCCUUAUUAAUACAGACUACUGAAUCUAAUCAACCAUUAUUACGAUCCAUUGGAUGUUGGGCAUUAGGAAGGUUUGCACGAUGGUUAGCAGCUCAGGAUAGUAAUACUGCCUUGAACUUGGCUACUACUGCUAUAUUACAGAGAUGUGUUGAUAAGAAUAAACGUGUACAAGAGGCAGCUAUCUCUGCAUUAGCUGGACUUAUUGAAGAGAGUGGUCAUCGUAUAAGGGAUGAUACUGAUCUUAUUAAUAAGAUAAUACAAGUUAUGAAGAUAGCUAUUAGAUUUUACCAAUAUAAGAAUCUAUUAAUAUUACUAGAUGCUAUUGGUACAUUUAUAGGAUCGAUUGGUGCUGAUGUUCUAUGUAAAGUACCAGCAAUGAACAUGGAAUUGAUACCAACUAUGUUACAAAGAUUCAAUAUGGUUACGAAUGAUAAUGAUAAGUGUUUGAUAUCCCUAUUAGAAGCAUUAACACCAAUAUUAUGGUCUCCUGAACUAGCAGCAGCAGGAUUAGGUCAAGAUGGUAUCGAUCCUGAUAUAGUCGCGGCAGCAUUAGAUUGUCUAUCAGCAGUCGCUGAAGGCUUACAUGCAUCUCAAAUAUUUACUGAUAUAAUACCAAUAGUAGUACGUAUGAUACAGGCUACAGCUCGGUCUACUACAACAACAUCUUCAAAUAUACCAUCACAAGUUACACAAGCUUUAUAUGCAUUACUUGGUGAUUUAUCAAGGUAUUGUAUUACUCUUAUAGUACCUCAUCUAUCUAUGAUAUUACCUCCAACUAUACAAUAUAUGGAUAAUGGUUCAUAUAGUACAUGUAACAAUGCUAUAUGGGCAAUAGGAGAGAUAUGUGUUGCAGUAGCAGCAACAACAACACCUUCUACUCAUAAUAAUAACAACAACAACAACAAGUUUGAUAUGAAACCGUAUUCUGGUGUGAUAGGGACUAAGUUGACAUCAAUAUUGGAGACUGGACAUCUCCAGCGCCCUUUAUUGAUCCAAAACGCCGCUAUCACCUUUGGAAGGUUGGCUUUGGUAUGUCCAGAGGAUAUUGGACAUAAUGCAUUACCUAAUGCUAUUAUACCAUGGUGUAUGGCUAUAUCUCAGAUGAGGAAUGAUAUAGAAAAGGCACAUGCUAUACAUGGUAUAUGUCUAGCAUUAGAAGUUAAUCCAUCAUGUGGUAUGGCAUUACCCGAUAGAUUAUGUGGUAUAUUAUCAGUAGCAGCAUCAUUAUAUCCACCACCACCACCAUCAUCAUCUAAUACUCAAUUACAUGAUGCUAUACAAAUGUGUCAUCAAUUGGUACAUGGAUAUAAAUCAGUAUUAUCUAAGGAUGAUUGGGAUAGGUUAUGGAAUAGUCUACCUAAUGAUAUACAAUAUAAGUUGACAACUAUCUAUGCAUUAUAAUCAUCCCAUCGUAUCGUUAUUGCAUCAUAAUUAUUAAAUACCUCUAUAGUAACACUAAUGCUUUACCAUAUAAUAGUAACAAGAAUGUUCCCGGUUAACCUCCGUAAUCAACUCUAUCAUCAACAACAUCAUCGUUCCAUUGUCGCUUAAUAUUUACCGUUUCGAU